AAUGGAAGCAUCUAAAGCUAGGAAUAUUCAACUCUUAGAAGAUUUCUUCAAACUCUACUACUUGUUUAUGAAUGACAGCCUCAGAGGUGAGAUCAACCUACCUCAGAUAGUUGUUCUUGGGAAGCAAUCCUGUGGAAAAAGUUCCAUCAUUGCCAACAUCAUUGGAGUUGACUUGAUGCCAUCUGGGGAAGGUACUACAACCAAAGCUUGCAUUAGAUACCAAAUCCAUCACGAGAAUGUUGAGAAUACCUACUACAUUGUCCAACAAAACCUCAGGACUGAAGACCCACAGGCUGUGAGGAACGAAGUCGAAAGAAUUUCUAAUGAAGCUAUUAAUGAAGAAACAAAGCAGAGAGCUGAAAAACAUAACUCUGAAGAGCCUCUUGAUAAGAUUAUUAUUACUGAGAAGGAAAUUGUAGUUGAUAUCUACACUAAAGACAAAUCUGCCUUGAGUUGUCUAGAUCUCCCUGGCAUGAUCCAAGACGUUGAAGAUGGUAUCGAAAAGAAUACCAAAGAAAGAAUCGAAGCUAUAGUCGAAAGAUCUGUCCGCAUGACUAAUACGAUCAUCUUGUUCGUCCAUGAUUCUGAUGAAGACGUUGAGAACUCUGCCAUAAGAAAAAUGGUUAAAAAGCAUGAUCCUAAAUUUGAAAGGACCAUCACUGUGCUCUCAAAGAUAGACCUUGGCCAUCAAAACAAGUGAGAGUAUGUAUUAAAACUACUUGAUGGGUCUAAAUUCAAGACUCCUCUCGGCUACUUUGCAAUAAAAGGUAGAGGUAAAGAAGAAAGAUUAGCUAACCAAACUAUUGAAGGUGCGAUUGCUGCAGAAACUGAAUGGUUCAGCAACCGCUCUGAGUAUGAUGAUGUUGCUACAAGAUGUGGAACUGAGAAUGUAAGAAACUGACUUCAAAAUAUCCUUUGCAACUGAGUCAUCGACAAUCUUCAGAACGUUGAGGAAGAGAUCCUCAGUACCUAUGAAAGAUAUAGAAAGAGAUUUUCUUUAUUGUCAAUUCCAGAUGAAUGAAAAACUGAGGAAGAUGCCUCUGAAGUGAUCUUCUCUGCCAUCACAGGCAUCACAAGAGAGUUUCACAAUUGGAUGGAGAAUGGCAAUCCUGAUGAUGUGGAGAGAGUACUCUCAGGAGGCGCCUACGUGAAGUAUAUUAUCAAAGAAAGCUACGAUAAGCACAUCAAGCCGCUAGACUGCUUGAGAAAUUACACUGAUGAAAUGAUUUACUCGAUUGAGCAAAACUUCAGUGGCCACCAUGAAAGAAUCUUGAGCAACGACGGGCCUUCUGUAUACUUAUUGAAACACAAAAUAAGAGAAUUUGAAGCGCCCUUGAAGGAAUAUGCUUUGAAUGUGAAGACGGCGAUUAAGUCCAUCAUUAGAGACAUAAUACAGAAACUUUGAGGCACUAAGUAUAGACUUGCUAGCAGAUUUGAGAAAAUUUCAAAAGAUAUUCUCAAUUCUCUGUUCUCUUCAAUCUGUGAAAAGAUAUGCGAGCAUAUCUCGAUGGAGAGAAACAACAUUAACUUUGAUCGACAAGAUUUCAAAUCCUAUAUGGGCCUCCAUGAUAAGAAAGAAAUGCAGCUACAAACUAUCAGGAGCUUCAUGAGUAAUCAAGGUUAUUCUGGCUAUAUUGACCAAAGUUUUGUAGACAAAAUCAGAAAUUACUACAUAUCAUUAGACAAUAGUCUUUUUGCUCAAUUUGAAAGCAGCCAGACAGCGCCUUCCUCCACAUAUCAUGCUGAAGAAGAAAUAAAGUUAGGAGACGAUUUAAGCAAUGAUGAGAGCACUGAAUCUAUGUCUGCAGAAGGUAGAUUAUUUGAUCGUGUUAAUGAUCCUAGACCAAUUAACAGAGCAAAUAUAAUCAAAAAGAAGUCCUCUCCAUCAACCAUCAAAGUUGACCUAAAGGAAAUCCCAAAGAACGAAGAGUCAGACAUCGAAGUGACAAAGAAGGUCGUCAACUGAUAUUGGAAUGCACUCAAGAAGGAGUUCCAUGACAUGAUGCCUCGCCUCUGCAAGCAUUAUUUCAUCAACAAGUUCCAAAAUGAGCUGGAGAAAAGUAUCCUCAGAAGUGAGAGACAAAUGAACGACAAGAUUGGCCUAGCAUCUGAUCCUCAAGAAGUCAUCGAUAACUAUAACGAUGUUAGGGAAGCUCUAGUGGACCUAGAGGAAUCUCUUGAGAAAAUCAAAGAUCUAAGAGCUAGUUAUGAAUAAAAAAUAACUUUAAAUUCUCUCUUUUAAU
Messenger RNA from Moneuplotes crassus, 2243 nucleotides. The record is from the annotation of a GenBank genome assembly. Lineage: Eukaryota; Ciliophora; Spirotrichea; Euplotida; Euplotidae.